Molecule: messenger RNA, 1929 nt
Organism: Lates calcarifer (barramundi perch)
Lineage: Eukaryota; Metazoa; Chordata; Actinopteri; Centropomidae
Exons: 11
Coding region: 160-1299 (379 amino acids)
Molecular function (GO): oxidoreductase activity
Source: RefSeq, a predicted model, not a curated record
CCUGUUAGAUUUGGCAACACUGGGCGUUUCCAAACACUCCUGGUCUUGACGAGCAAGUUGGUGGAGUCAGCGUUGAUCAUCGACACCAGCAGCAGAUCAUCAGAUCCACAGCCAAGACCAACAAACCAAAGAUCCGAAGGAGCCUAAAGGACAGUCAACAUGAGCAGAUGUCUUAUUAGCAAGGCUGAGGUGCAAGGCUUCAUCGAGAGGUGCAUGAUGGCCGUGGGCACCAAGCAGCACCAUGCUUGUAGCCUGGCUGAGGUGCUGGUGGAAGGAGACCACAGAGGCCACUACAGCCAUGGACUCAACAGGAUGGGUCAGUGUGGUGCUGGAAGUUCAUCACUUCACCUGCAUGUUUCAUUUAAAGACAUGUACGUAAAGGACAUCCAGUCAGGAAUCUGUGCUAAGGACGGUGAACCGGUGGUGGAGAAGGAGAGCGCAGCCACAGCACUGGUGGAUGGGAAGAACCUCCUCGGUCCUGUGGUGGGAAACUUCUGUAUGAAUCUGGCCAUAAAGAAGGCCAAGGAAGUCGGCAUUGGCUGGGUGGUGGCACACGGUUCCAAUCAUUAUGGUAUUGCUGGAUACUACGCAAUGCAAGCUCUGAAGGAAAACAUGAUUGGCAUGUCCUUUACCAACACAUCCCCACUGGUGGUUCCUACACGUGGGAAAGAGUGCACUCUGGGCACCAACCCCAUCAGUAUGGCAGCUCCUGCUAAGGACGGAGACAGCUUUGUUCUAGACAUGGCCACAUCAGCAGUAGCAAUUGGAAAGGUGGAGCUCCACGAGCGGCGUGGAGAUCCCAUUCCCGAAGGCUGGGGCUGUGACCCUCAGGGAAAGCUGACAACAGACCCCAAGAGAGUCCUGAGUGGAGGAGGACUGGUGCCCGUUGGUGGCAGUGAAGCCACAGGAGGGUACAAAGGCUAUGGUCUGGCAAUGAUGGUGGAGGUGUUCUGUGGUAUCUUGGCUGGUGCUGCAUUCAGCAAACAUAUCCGCACAUGGAAAGAAACAGACCGUGUUGCCAACUUGGGUCAGUGUUUUGUGGCAAUCAACCCAGAGAACUUUGCUCCCGGGUUCACCGACAGGAUGUCAGAUCUGAUGUCCAUCCAUAGAGGGCUAGACCCUGCUGACACUGACACUCCUGUUUUGGCUCCUGGAGACCCCGAGAGGAUGAACAUAGACCAGUGUGAAGAGAUGGGCGGGAUUCCCUACCACAUCAAUGUCAUCAACUAUAUGAAUGAAUGUGCUAAAAAAAUUGGUGCCAACCCACUGCUGCCAUGUGACCAGCUCAUCUCCAAUUAGUUGGUCCAGCCAAGAUUCUCAACUUCUUAUUGACUUCUUGAUGUUCUUGCUGAGCAGCUUGGGGAUGCUGUCAACGCACAAUAUAUUCUGCAUGCUGACAUAUCAUAUUUUAUUGAAUGGAAAAACAUCAGGUAUUUUUAUCUUCCUGCAAAUCAUGAAGGUUUCAAUUAAAGAGCCAAUUAAAACUGGAAAUUUGUUACAUAAAUAGAAUCAGGUUUUCAUUUAAUUUAAUUUAAUUUAAUUUCUUUUUUAUUUUGGUUGAGUUGCUGUAUCUGUAGACAUCCAAAUCUAAAUUGAAAAAUGUUUUCAAAAUGUUGUGACAAUGAAAUGCACACAUUCUUUGUCUAAAGCACUUUUAAGUCAUAGACUUAUGAUUGCAGUUUGUUGUCAAUAACUUAACAGUUAGCUCAUUCCCUGUUAUGGAACCAUUUUACUUUGCUACAGAUUUGCUACAAAAUGAUGCAAAAAUCUUUUUUUUCAAUUUUUUUUUUACUGCAUGAAAAGUGUUUUAAAUUGACCGCAGAGACUGUGCUUUGUUACUUAGAUCAAAUUUGGCUGUUUUAAUUUACUCUAUGUUAUUAUGAUAUCCUUCUUAUGUUCCUUAUUGAAUAAAAGCCAUAUAAACUUUUA